AUGUGGACGCCCGCUGGGUGCGGGCACUGGGGCCUGCUGGUGGUCGCGCCCGCCAUGCGUCGCAAGGGCAUCGCUUGUGCGCUGGUGCACGCGGCAGAGGAGCGGCUGCGGGCUGGCGGCUGCAACGCGGUUCAGAUCGAGUACGAAUGGGCGCCUGGCUACGCGCAUGGGCAAGUGCUUGAGGCCUGGUACGAAGGUCGGCUCCGAUUCGAGCGUAUCUCCGGCGCUUUCACGAGCCGUCUCUUUGGCCUGGUCAUCGGCCACCACUCAAAGACCGAGUUCAGGCGGUGCCGAAAGAGCCUGUCUUCAGGUGGCGGCGCCACCGCUAGGACCGCGAGCACAUCUGAUGUCGCACUGCCGACCGCGGGUGUUGCCGUCUUGGUGAUAGCGAUCACAGCAGUCGCCGUCGCCUUUAGCUAUAGCUUGCUGGGCGAGUGA
Emiliania huxleyi CCMP1516 is the source of this 438-nucleotide messenger RNA. RefSeq lists its product as hypothetical. Bases 1 to 438 code for a protein of 145 amino acids. The record is from RefSeq and is a predicted model, not a curated record. Gene Ontology annotation, molecular function: acyltransferase activity, transferring groups other than amino-acyl groups. NCBI's taxonomy places the organism in Eukaryota, Haptophyta, Isochrysidales, Noelaerhabdaceae. The transcript has a single exon.